AUCUUCGCCUACGGCACUUACGCGGAUUACCUGGCUGAAGCAGCAAACCUCCCUCCCUUGACGGAGGCUCAGAAGAAUAAACUGAGGCACCUGUCUGUUGUCACUCUGGCUGCCAAGAUCAAGUGCAUCCCCUACUCAGUGCUGCUGGAGCAGCUACAGCUGAAGAAUGUCCGGCAGCUGGAGGACCUAGUGAUUGAGGCUGUGUAUGCAGAUGUGCUGCGAGGGAGCUUGGAUCAGCGGAACCAGCGCCUGGAGGUGGAUUACAGCAUUGGGAGGGACAUCCGGAGGGAGGAGCUAAGCACCAUCACCCGCACAUUGCAGGAGUGGUGCCAGGGUUGCGAAGUUGUCCUGUCGGGCAUCGAAGAACAGGUCAGCCGAGCCAACCAGCACAAGGAGCAACAGCUAGCCCUGAAGCAGCAGAUAGAGAGUGAGGUGGCAAACCUGAAGAAGACCAUUAAAGUGACAACAGCAGCUGCUGCAGCAGCCACAUCCCAGGACCCAGAGCAGCACCUGACAGAGCUCAGGGAGCCAGCCCCAGGCACCAACCAGCGCCAGGCGAGCAAGAAAACUUCCAAAGCCAAAGGGCUCCGGGGCAGCGCGAAGAUUUGGUCUAAAUCAAACUAGUUGGAUCUCCCUUCACAACUGGGAGGGUGAGAGGAAGAGAUUUGGGGGAUGGAGGGGUAGCAAGGGUCCCAAGCGUGAUGCUCUUCUCUGAGAUCCAUCUUGCCAGCUACUCAUUUGCAUGUUUGUUUUCUUUCCUAUUUGCUUUACUAGCUCUACAGGCAGUGUCUCCCUCCUUUUCAUCACAGCAUUUCACACUCUGAGCUGCCAGUUGAACACAUUUCUGUCUCCCCAACCUCUCCAGCCCAAGUCCCCAGGGCCACGUGUUUCUUUCUUUCUCUCCCUGGCUUUUGACAGGUCAAUUUCAAGAGCCAUAAAGGUGUGUCAGUCACCUUGGCACCCACAGGGCAUCACAGAAGCUUGGGAAGAGGGUGCUGGUGCUCAGCAAUCACUUUGGCUCUAUGAAACCCGUGGGAUACUUUGCUCCAGGAUGCAGCUGCCAUCUUUGAUUGUUUAAUCUUUGUUUUGCUAGGUGGGAGGGUAGUUUUUGAAGGGAUUCUUUUAAAAUAUAUAUAA
Acanthisitta chloris (rifleman) is the source of this 1137-nucleotide messenger RNA. RefSeq names its product COP9 signalosome subunit 7A (gene COPS7A). Gene Ontology annotation, cellular component: COP9 signalosome. Gene Ontology annotation, biological process: COP9 signalosome assembly. Lineage: Eukaryota; Metazoa; Chordata; Aves; Passeriformes; Acanthisittidae. The transcript has 6 exons. The record is from RefSeq and is a predicted model, not a curated record. The annotation marks the transcript as partial.